Molecule: messenger RNA, 2790 nt
Organism: Candida tropicalis MYA-3404
Lineage: Eukaryota; Fungi; Ascomycota; Pichiomycetes; Serinales; Debaryomycetaceae
Exons: 1
Coding region: 1-2790 (929 amino acids)
Biological process (GO): transmembrane transport
Molecular function (GO): oligopeptide transmembrane transporter activity
Source: RefSeq, a predicted model, not a curated record
AUGGAGCUUGAAAAGAACACAUUCUCAAAUUCCCAGGUGAGAAGUGUCCCUACUCAUUCCAAUGCUGCUGAUUAUGAAAUUGACAUUAGAGCUGCUAUUUCCAAUCCACUUUCCAUUGCUGAAGUUGCUGUAUCAUUAACAGAAUCACAAAAAAUUUUUGUGUUAAAGAGAUUACAUUUUGAUGCAAUGGAUUCAUAUGAUAACUUGCCUCCACAAGCUAGCUUUAUUCUUGAAAAAAUCGAAAACAUGACCACAGAAGAGGCUGUUGAGAUUUUAAAGAAAACAAUCGAGGACCAUAAGGAUGAUAUUAAUGUUUUGGAUAAUGAUGAAAAGUUGUGGAAUGAUUUGUUGUCAUACAACCAAAGUUCUGAACCAUUCAAAACUGGACUGAGUGGUGAUAGCAGUCAAGCUAAUAAUUCUUGGAAUAUUUCAGUUGGUGAAAAGUUGAGAUCUCAAAUUCACAGUAAUCUGAGUAUGAGUAGUUCUAGUUCUAGCUCUUUGUCAGUCAUGGAAGAUGACAUUGUCAACCAACCAUACUAUGAAAUUUUUGAUUGGAAUUUGCAAGUUAGAUUAGAAGCUGUUUUAGUUGCUUAUUGGUCACCAUAUCCUCAGGUUAGAGCUGUAACUGAUCCAUAUGACGAUCCCACCAUUCCAGUUGAGACUUUGAGAGUUUAUAUUAUUGCCUUUAUUUGGACGGGAAUCAGUGCUGUUAUCAAUCAGUUCUUUCAUGAAAGACAACCAGCAAUCACACUUGGAAUGUCUGUUGUUCAAGUAUUCUUAUAUCCAAGUGGAUUAUUGAUGGAAUGGAUCUUACCCAAAUGGAAAAUCAAAAUUUGGAAAUGGACCAUUGACUUGAAUCCAGGUCCAUACUCUUUUAAGGAACAAAUGUUGGCAACUAUAUUUUGUGGUGUUUCUAAUGGUACCUCAUAUGCUGGUUCAAAUAUAUUGAUGCAGAAAUCUGAAAUGUUUUACAACAAUAAAUGGGUUGACUUUGGGUAUCAGGUGUUGUUAAUUUUGUCUACCAAUCUUCUUGGUUUUGGUCUUUCUGGUAUUAUGAGACAAUUUGCAGUUUAUCCAACAAAAGCAUUGUGGCCAUUUAUUUUACCCAAUUUGAAAUUGAAUAAAACCUUGAUGUCGAAGGAAAUUAAGUCUAAAAUCAACGGAUGGACUAUUUCAGGUUACAGAUUUUUCUUUAUUACUGCUAUUUCUUCAUUUCUUUACUUUUGGGUUCCUGAUUAUCUAUUUACUGCACUUUCUCAAUUUAACUGGAUGACUUGGAUUAAACCAGAUAAUUAUGAUCUUGCUGUUGUGACUGGUUCAUUUGGCGGGUUAGGUUUGAAUCCAAUUCCCUCGUUUGAUUUGAAUAUUAUUGGUACUACUGCUUUUUAUGCUCCGUUUUACAAUACCGCGUUGGCCUACAUUGGUAUGAUUUUUGGAUUCUUUUGUAUAUUGGGGGUGUUUUACUCAAAUUACAAAUGGACUGGUUAUCUUCCAAUUAAUUCCAAUAGUUUGUUUACCAAUAAGGGAAAACCGUAUUCGGUUACUUCAGUUGUAAACGAGCAUUCUUUAUUUGAUGAAGAGAAGUAUAAAAAGAUUGGUCCCCCAUUCUACUCAGCCGCUAACUUGGUCGUUUAUGGUGCUUUCUUUGCUCUAUAUCCAUUCCAUUUUGUUUUUGAAGUUGGAAUGAACUACAAGGAAAUGUGGGCGGCAUUAAAAUCUGUCUAUCAAGGUAUUACCAACUUUAAGAAAUCGACAUAUGAAGGCUUUGAUGAUCCACAUAGUAAAAUGAUGCGCCAUAAUUACAAGGAAGUAAAUGAAUUGUCAUAUCUAGCUAUUCUUAUUGUUUCGUUGGUGUUGUCUAUAUUAUGUGUUAAACUUUAUCCAGCCCAGACACCUGUUUGGGGUAUCUUUUUUGCUUUAGGUAUUAAUUUUAUCUUUUUGAUUCCGUUGACAACCAUCCAAUCAAGAACAAUGUUUAGCUUUGGUUUGAAUGUUUUGGUUGAAUUGAUUGUUGGCUAUGCUAUUCCAGGAAAUGGUUUGGCAUUGGCAUAUAUUAAAGCAUUGGGAACUAAUAUUGAUAGGCAAGCUCUGAAUUUUAUCAAUGAUUUGAAGCAGGGUCAUUAUGCAAAACUACCACCAAGAGCCACUUAUCGAUGUCAAUUGAUAUCAGUUUUCAUUACCUCGUUUAUCCAAUUGGGUAUUUUAAACUAUCAGAUCACUGGUAUUAAAGACUAUUGUCAUCCAAAUAACCCACAGAAGUUUACGUGUCCUGCUACAAUUACUUAUUACAAUGCAUCAGUCUUGUGGGGUGUAAUUGGUCCAAAGAAAGUUUUCAAUGGUUUAUAUCCAAUUUUGCAAUGGUGUUUUUUGAUUGGGUUUUUAGCAGCUAUUCCUUGUAUUAUUUUUAAGAAGUAUGGACCUAGAAAAUUUACAAAGUAUUUUGAACCAUCAAUUAUUAUCAGUGGUUUUAUGAGUUAUGCUCCAUAUAACUUGUCUUAUACUACAGGUGGACUUUAUGUUGGAUAUGCUUUUAUGCACCAUAUUAAAAGAAGAUAUGAAGCUUGGUGGGAAAAGUAUGAUUAUCUAUUGUCAUCAGGCAUUGAAGCAGGAAUCGCUUUCUCAUCCAUCAUCAUCUACUUCUCAGUGAAAUACCACAACAAGCCGAUUUCAUGGUGGGGGAAUAAUGUUUCACAUAAAGGAUGGGACCACAAUAUGUCCAAAGGCUACUUGAACGCAACAUUGCAUGCACCCGAAGGUUAUUUUGGCCCAAGAGUUGGCCAUUUCCCUUAA